Messenger RNA from Pocillopora verrucosa, 3847 nucleotides. Its product is annotated as conserved oligomeric Golgi complex subunit 3. Gene Ontology annotation, biological process: intra-Golgi vesicle-mediated transport; intracellular protein transport; Golgi organization. The record is from RefSeq and is a predicted model, not a curated record. NCBI's taxonomy places the organism in Eukaryota, Metazoa, Cnidaria, Anthozoa, Scleractinia, Pocilloporidae. Gene Ontology annotation, cellular component: cis-Golgi network; membrane; COG complex.
GCCAACAUGGCGGCUCAAGCUCAAGCUGGGUAUUCGUCGUAUUCCAAUGAGAUAAAGGAGAAGCUAAGUCUGUGGGAUGUGAAGGAUUCUCCUCUCGCACCAUUGUCAGAAAAGCAAAGAAAUAGUGUACUUGAACUUACUACAGUAGCAGGAAAUCGUCCUCUUUUAGACGAGUUACCUGAUGACGACUGCACUAGUUUACCUGCAAAGAGGACCUUGAGUGAAACCAGUAAAGAAGCUGCUGUGGACAUGGCAACAGUUGAUUUGGGAUCAGAAAAAAUAGAAAAUGCUCAGCAGUUUUUUGCUUGGUUUGCAAAUGUUGAAGCACAGAUGGAAGAGGAGCAAGAAUCAUCUUACAGAUCCUAUGCAGCACAGUUGCGUUCUUAUCGUGAUCAUUGUGACAGUAUUCUGAGUGAAGUGGAGUCAGCUUUGAAUCAUCUGCAGGAUCUACAGCAGAAGCACUUAUUGGUAUCCACAAAAACUGGGGCUCUUCAUGAAGCUUGUGAACAGCUUCUUCAGGAUCAGACAAAGUUGAUGAACAUGGCUGAAAGCAUCAGCAACAAGUUGUCUUACUUCAAUGCUUUAGAUCAUCUUAGACACAAACUCAACUCAUCCACACUGUCAGUGACAAGCGAGUCCUUUGUUCCAAUGCUGGCAAGACUUGAUGAGUGUAUUUCAUUUAUAUCAAGCAAUCCUCAGUUCAAAGAAUCCCAAGUGUAUCUUGUCAGAUUCAAACAGUGCUUGAACCAGGCCCUCAAUCAAGUGAAAAUGCAUGUUGUGAAUUUGCUGAAAAAUGCCACAGCACAGGUGUUGGCAAAUAAGGAAGGUGGAAAUUCUUCUGAAAGUUCCUUUGCUUUAUUUUAUGGGAAAUUCAGGACUUGUGCUCCAAGAGUGAAGAGUUUAAUGGAACAGAUUGAACAGAGGAGUCACUUAAGUUCUGAGUACAGUUCACUUUUAAGUGACUGCCAGCAGUGUUAUCUCUCUCAGCGUUCUCAACUCCUGACCCCAUGUGUUAGUGAUGCUAUUGAUAAACUGGCCAAGCAGUAUGAAAGAAAUCCUUGUUCUCUGGUUCGCGCUGGUUGUUCAGUGUUGAUUCGCGUCUGUCAGGAUGAAUACCAGUUAUACUAUCACUUCUUCUCUAGGCCAAGUUCAGGUCUUGACUCCUUGUUAGAAAUUUUGUGCAGUACCUUAUAUGAUUCGCUGAGACCUGUAAUAAUCCACAUGAAUCACAUGGAGACACUCACUGAACUCUGCACAAUAUUAAAGGUGGAAAUGAUUGAGGAUCAUGUGCAGCAAAAAGGUGAAGAACUAGCCGCUUUUGAAGUUGUUGUUCUACAGAUGUUAGAGGAUGUACAAGAACGGCUGGUUUACCGGGCACAGGCGUACAUUGAGAGUGACAUCCAGAAAUAUUCCCCAGCACCUGGUGAUCUAGCUUAUCCAGAAAAACUUAUUAUUGGGGCAGGGGAUAAUGACAAAGAGGAAAAACAAUCUGGAGAAGAAGAGAAGAAGUCUGUUGAGUUACCAGGAGCGUUAGCGGACCUUCAGGGUAUGUGGUACCCAACAGUCAGACGCACACUGGUGUGUCUCUCAAAACUCUAUCGGUGCAUCUCGAAAGAAACAUUUGAAGGCCUUUCUCAGGAGGCUUUGUCCCUCUGCAUCCAGUCCCUUAAAACAGCAAGCUCUCUUAUUGCUCAGAGAAAGGAUUCUAUAAACGGUCAUCUGUUCCUCAUAAAACAUCUGCUGAUCCUCAGAGAGCAGAUUGCCCCUUUUGAUGUUGAUUUUGCUGUCAAGGAAAUGUCGCUGGACUUCAGUAAAAUGCGGACUGCAGCAUAUGGUUUGUGGAGUCACAGCAACAGGCUGUUUGCUCUUAGUGGCAACAAUGCAUUGCUGGAAUUUUUGUUAGAUGGAGCGCCUCAGUUAACAGAAAACUAUCUGGAUUCAAAGAAGGAUGUUGAUGUUGAACUCAGGAUUGUGUGUGAGCAGUUUAUUCAAAAUGUAUCAGAGUCUCUCAUCUCUCCUCUGUCAGCGUUCUUGACCAAGGUAACAGUGAUUAAGAAUCUUGCCCAAGAGGAAGGAAAAGAUACUAAAGCAUUCCUCAAGCAACAACCUUUUGCAAAACCAGAGAAUGUUCGCAAAGUUGUUAGUGAGACUUACAUGUUACUGAAGUCCAAGCUCACAAGCACUCUACAAAGCAUGGCUUUGUUUUUGGCAAACAAAGACACAGAGUACAUUCUCUUUAAACCUGUCAAGGCUAAGGUUCAAGAAUAUUACAAACAAAUGAAUGACUUGGUGAUGGAAACCUACUCUGAAGAAGAUCAACAGAUCAUUGGAUGUCCAUCAAUUCAGCAGGUUUCUCUUCUACUAGCAGUAUCAUGAAAAAUGCUGAGUGGAUAAAGCACCCACAGAUCAAAAUAACUGUUUGAAAACUCCAGCUGGUUCAUUAAAUAUGAAAAUUUGAUGAGGAAUACUGCCUCAGCAAGUUGUUAAACCAGAUUGAAAAAUUAGAUAUUUAUUUAUUUAUUACCAAGAUUUCCUAUGCAAGGGCAAACUCUAUUGCAAAGAUGGUGGUAUUUGUUUGUUGUGUUUUUUUUCUAUAUAGUUACUUGCCUUUGAGCUUUCCACAUAUCAGAUAAAGAUAGAUAAAGCAAUGACAGAGAGAGGCAAGGGAAGUUACUUAUUAGGUAAUACUGUGAGACCCUUUCCUAAGAUCAACAAAUUCAUUUUCUGUACUGUCUACAUUUCUUUUAACUUCAGCUGCAAGAAUUUGGUGUUGAAUUUGGUGCUUACUCAAUAAGGGCACAAAUUAACAAUUAAUUUGAGGGGGGGCACUUAUCAGAGGGAGGGCAGUUAUUGGAACGAGGGUGCUUAAUAAAAUCAUCACAGUAUAUGUAAAUAUCUAUUAUAACAGCUAGUAAAUUUGUCUAAUCAAAUUCAAUUGCGUCAACAUGCUUCAUAUUCCUAUUGUACACACUCAUGACGUCAGCAAACAAAUCCCUUGAUAAAAAAAAAUUUUCCAUUGGGUUGAAAAUGUUAUAAAACAAUUGGUUCAUGCGUCAGCUGUGUGUUCGUUGAGAUAUGAAGCACUAGGGAAGUUUGAGUAGCACUCAAGAAGCUAGAGUUGCUCUCAGCUAAGCCUCGAGCAACUCUUACACAUCUUUGGUACUCUCCAAACUUCCCAAGUGCUUCAUAUCUUGAUGAACGCAUGCUGACGUAUGAACCAAUUGUUAAGUGUUGAACUUCUCACAAUGUAUUCUGCAUCAACAUUUUAUUUCUCUACCUUUUGUUAAAAUUUAUUUACAAUCCCAUUUACAAUUAUACCACAAUUAAGUUAGCAUUAUAUCGUAAGCUGAAUCAUACAUGCAUCUUGACUGGUUCUUCUUUGUAGAUUAGUGGAUAGAUGCAUAGGUGACAGCACUAUAAACAAUAUUUUGCCUUUUAAUCAUAUAAAACAAGUAAAUUCUGUGUUACCUCCUUGUUUCUAUGGUUGUGUACAGAACUUGAUCACUAGAAGUUGUCAAAUGUGGUAAGACCAUUAAUGACAUACUCAGCUCUACCUUGUCUGCCACAUAUUUGUUCUAACACAUUUUGACAUCUGUGAUUUAUUACUAAAAGGAUGUGGAAUCUCUUCGGGAAGUUAAAACUCCAUACUAAUGGACCCUUGGAAAAGGAAUACCACUUAAUCAUCCUUUGGGUCUUUUUCAAUGAAAGAUGAUUAAUAAUUAUAUUCAAUGACCACUCUUUUUAAAAUUCAGGCUUGCCCCAUUUCAAUCAGUCAAAUUAAAUAGCCUAUCCUUCCAGUACACACUGUAAAAUGUUCUAUAAUUCCAUCAACAAAAAUAAUUGUUUU